Molecule: messenger RNA, 11792 nt
Organism: Pantherophis guttatus
Lineage: Eukaryota; Metazoa; Chordata; Lepidosauria; Squamata; Colubridae
Gene: RICTOR
Product: RPTOR independent companion of MTOR complex 2
Biological process (GO): TORC2 signaling; positive regulation of phosphatidylinositol 3-kinase/protein kinase B signal transduction
Cellular component (GO): TORC2 complex
Molecular function (GO): protein serine/threonine kinase activator activity
Source: RefSeq, a predicted model, not a curated record
ACUGCCGGGCCGAGCGCGUCCGGCGGGCGAAGUCAAGCGGCGUCUCUCCUCCGCCCCGCUCUCGCGAGAUCGGGCAAGGUUUCCGGUGUUGUGACUGCGGGACCGUAAACAUGGCGGUGAGUCUCCGCGCCCGCUCGCUGAGGCACCUCCGCAUCCGAGGCCGGAACGACAGCGGCGAGGAGAACGUCCCGCUCGAUCUCACCCGAGACCCCUCCGAUAACUUGAGGGAGAUUCUCCAAAAUGUGGCCAAAUUGCAAGGGGUUUCAAAUAUGAGAAAACUUGGCCAUUUGAAUAAUUUUACAAAGCUUCUUUGUAAUGCUGGUCAUACUGAAGAAAAAUUAGGUUUUGCUUAUGAAGAUAUCAUCAUAUGUUUGCGGUUAGCUUUAUUAAAUGAAGCGAAAGAGGUGCGAGCAGCAGGACUCCGAGCUCUUCGAUAUCUUAUCAGAGACUCCAGUAUUUUACAGAAGGUAUUAAAACUGAAAGUGGAUUACUUAAUAGCCAGAUGUAUAGAUAUACAGCAAAGUAAUGAAGUAGAACGAACACAAGCACUUCGUUUAGUCAGAAAGAUGAUUACAGUCAAUGCUUCAUUAUUUCCCAGUUCAGUUACCAAUUCUUUGAUAGCUGUUGGAAAUGAUGGCCUUCAAGAGAGGGACAGGAUGGUUCGUGCGUGUAUUGCUAUUAUCUGUGAAUUAGCGAUUCAAAAUCCAGAAAUAGUUGCUUUCCGUGGUGGUCUAAGUACCAUUUUGAAAAAUGUAAUAGAUUGUCAAUUAAGCCGCAUAAAUGAAGCUCUUAUAACGACUGUUUUACAUCUUCUUAACCAUCCAAAUACCCGACAAUAUGUGCGAGCUGAUGUGGAAUUAGAGCGGAUUUUAGCUCCAUACACGGACUUUCACUACAGGCAUAAUCCAGACACUGCAGAAGGACAGCUCAAAGAGGACAGAGAAGCACGGCUUUCUGCUAGUAAAAUGGGAAUUGUGGCAGCAUUUCGAUCAUGGGCAGGUAUAAUUAGUUUAUGUAAGCCUGGGAAUUCUGGGAUCCAAUCUCUUAUUGGGGUGUUAUGUAUACCUAACAUGGAAGUGCGGCGAGGCUUGCUUGAAGUUCUAUAUGAUAUAUUUCGCCUUCCUCUUCCUGUUGUGACAGAAGAGUUUAUAGAAGCACUUCUCAGUGUAGAUCCAAGCCAUUUUCAGGACAGCUGGAGACUUUCUGAUGGCUUUGUAGCUGCAGAAGCUAAAGUUAUAUUACCUCACCGAGCCAGAUCCAGGCCUGACCUCAUGGACAAUUACUUGGCCCUGGUUCUCUCUGCAUUCAUUAGAAAUGGACUCUUAGAAGGUCUAGUUGAAGUAAUCACAAGCAGCAAUGAUCAUAUAUCUGUCAGAGCAACUAUCUUACUGGGGGAACUUUUGCAUAUGGCGAACACCAUUCUUCCACAUUGUCACAGCCAUCAUUUACACUGCUUACCAACUUUAAUGAAUAUGGCAGCUUCUUUUGACAUUGUAAAGGAGAAGAGACUACGAGCCAGUGCUGCAUUGAACUGCUUGAAACGCUUUCAUGAAAUGAAGAAAAGAGGCCCUAAACCUUACAGUCUUCAUCUAGAUCACAUUGUCCAGAAAGCGAUGUCAACCCAUCAGCGAAGAGAUCAGUAUCGCGUGCAGAAAGAUAUCUUUAUUCUUAAGGAUACUGAAGAAGCACUAUUAAUGAAUCUGCGGGAUAGCCAAGUUCUUCAUCACAAAGAAAAUCUGGAAUGGAAUUGGAAUCUGAUAGGGACCAUACUUAAGUGGCCAAAUAUUAACUUAAAGACUAACAAGGAUGAACAGUUGCACAGAUUUGUACGGCGGCUGAUGUAUUUUUAUAAGCCUAGCAGUAAAUUGUAUGCCAAUCUAGAUCUCGAUUAUGCAAAAUCAAAACAGCUCACAGUUGUUGGUUGUCAAUUUACUGAAUUUCUCCUUGAAUCUGAAGAGGAAGGAAGACAGGAAGGAAAGAAGGAAGGAAGGCAGGUGCAACAAAAGCAGGAUGGGCAUGGCUACCUCGAAGAGUUAGUAAGAGAUAUUGUGCACUGGCUUAACAUUUCUUCAGGACUGAAACCAGAACGCAGUCUCCAGAACAAUGGUUUACUUAACACGCUUAGUCAGCACUACUUCUUAUUUUUUGGUACCCUCUCCUGUCAUCCCCACGGAGUGAAAAUGCUUGAAAAGUGUAAUGUAUUUCAGUGUCUCCUUAAUCUGUGUUCCUUGAAGAAUCAAGAUCACUUACUCAAACUGACAGUUUCUAGUUUAGACUAUAGCAGAGAUGGCUUAGCAAGAGUCAUCCUUUCUAAAAUCCUAACAGCAUCAACCGAUAAUUGUAGGUUAUAUGCUACAAAACACCUCCGAGUACUUCUGAGGGCCAAUGUGGAGUUCUUCAGUAAUUGGGGAAUUGAGUUACUUGUCACACAGCUUCAUGACAAAAAUAAAGCAAUUUCUUCUGAAGCACUUGAAAUCCUUGAUGAAGCAUGUGAAGACAAGGCUAAUCUUCAUGCCCUCAUUCAAAUGAAACCAGCACUUUCUCAUCUAGGAGACAAGGGUAUGCUUUUGCUGCUAAGAUUUUUGUCAAUCCCCAAAGGGUUUUCCUAUCUAAAUGAACGAGGCUACGUAACAAAACAAAUGGAGAAGUGGCAGAAGGAAUACAAUUUAAAAUAUGUCGACUUGAUAGAAGAGCAAUUAAAUGAAGCACUUACUACGUACCGCAAACCUGUUGAUGGUGAUAAUUAUGUUCGUAGGAGCAACCAAAGAUUACAGCGGCCACAUGUCUACUUGCCAGUUCACCUCUAUGGCCAACUAGUACACCACAAAACUGGCUGUCAUUUGUUGGAAGCUCAGAGUAUUGUUCCUGACCUGAGUUACACUAUCCGUUCCCCUAUGCUGGAAAAAUGGGAGGGGAUUAAGCAACUAAAAGCUGCUCUUUGGGCACUGGGAAAUAUUGGCUCUUCAAACUGGGGAUUGAAUUUGCUUCAGGAGGAAAAUGUGAUACCCGAUAUAAUGGCACUUGCCCAGCAUUGUGAGGUCCUUUGUAUCAGAGGGACCUGUGUCUAUGUGCUUGGCCUAAUAGCGAAAACAAAGCAAGGCUGUGAUAUUCUGAAACAUCACAAUUGGGAUGCAGUAAGACACAGUCGAAGGCAACCUUGGCCAGUAGUUCCCGAUGAUGUGGAGCAACUCUGCAAUGAACUCUCUUCUAUUCCCAGCACUCUUAGUUUGAACUCUGAAUCUACCAGUUCAAGACAUAACAGCGAGAGUGAAUCUGCACCAUCAAGCAUGUUCAUCCUGGAAGAUGACCGGAUUGGCAGCACCUCCACUAGCACAUUUUUCUUAAAUAUCUCAGAAGAUGCAGAACAGAAUCUCUAUGACCAUACCGGACCCGUGAAGGAUAAGGACCGCAAUCCCUUCCCCUUUUUCUCCUCCCGCAGACUUGUCAGGAAUCGCAUCUUGAAUUCUCUUACCCUACCCAAUAAAAAGCUGAGGAGCAGCAGUGAUCCCAAAGGAGGCAAGCUGUCUUCCUUGGAGAACAAGAUGGGCUUAAGGCGAAACCGGACAGUAACAGAACCAUGCAGCAGCAUGGAUUUUACACGGGGAGAUGACUUUACCCCGGUAUUCAAGGUUCCUAAGAUUCACACUCUGAAACUAGAAACUUCAUUUGUUGGGAGCAAGCACAGCGAAGAUGCAGAUAGUACUCCAAGUAUUGGUGAAAAUGACCUUAAGCUUCCCAAAAGUCUUGGCCAUGAAAAUCACAGGGAAAACUCCAGCCGGGAGAGACUCAUAGAAGUUUCCACGCAGACACAUUUUAAGAGUCGUAGUUUGAGUUUCAAUACGGACACGACCACAAGUGGCAUAAGUUCAAUGAGCUCCAGCCCUUCCCGAGAGACUAUGGGAGUGGAUACUACCAAUAUAGACACUGACUGUGGGAGCUUAAGUACUGUGGUGAGUACCAAGACCAUUAAAACAAUUCAGUGUUCAACCCCACAGUCUAACCACCUCCCUCUGUCAAAAUCAAAUUCUGUCUCCCUGGUACCGCCAGGGUCUUCGCACACUCUUCCUCGGAGGGCCCAGUCACUAAAAGCUCCUUCCCUCGCUACUAUAAAAAGCCUGGCUGACUAUAAUUUUAGUUACACCAGUUCUCGAGAUGCAUUUGGAUAUGCAACCCUGAAACGCUUGCAACAGCAGAGGAUGCAUCCUUCUCUGUCACAUUCUGAAGCCCUAGCUUCUCCAGCAAAGGAUGUACUCUUCACAGACACAAUCACAAUGAAAUCUGGUAGCCUAGACUCUCGACUAACGCCCAACCGGUUCAUGAGAGCUUUGAGCUAUGCAUCAUCCUUAGAUAAAGAAGAUUUAUUAAGCCCUAUAAACCAAAAUACACUGCAGCGUUCUUCUUCUGUUCGUUCCAUGGUGUCUAAUGCUACCUAUGGUAGCUCAGACGAUUACAUUGGACUUGCUCUCCCGGUUGACAUCAAUGAAAUAUUUCAGGUAAAAGAAACCCCAUAUUUCCAGAAGAAAACUAUGCUUUCAUAUGAUGAUCGGGGCAGUCGAGUUUUUGCCCAGGAUGCUUCAGGUUUGCCAUGUGAGUCUGCUGAGUUUGUAAAGAGUCCCUUCCAGAUGCUUCGUCAGCAGAUAAGUCUUACGGAGAUUAUGAACACAAGUCGUUCAGAUGCCUCCCAGUUCCUAGAAAACAUGGAAGACACUGGACUCCAAGAACACACUGAAGAUAAUUGUCUCUAUUGUGUUUGUACACACAUCCUCGAUUGUCAGCAUAAUAACAAACUGAACUCUGCAUAUAGCCACCCAGAAUUUUCAGACAUUCCUUAUUCAGACUGGUGUGGAAAGGCUAUGCAUAAUCAUUUGGAUGUGGUUUCACAUUCCUCGAAGUUUUCUGGAAUUUCAGGAUGUAGUGAUGCUGUAUCCCAUGGAUCAGCUAGUAGUACCAAGAGUACUGAUCUCAUCAUAGGCAUGAAAUCAAUCCCAGAUGAUACUCCAGUAUGCCGCAUACUACUGAGAAAGGAAGUUUUGCGAUUAGUAAUCAACUUGAGUAGCUCAGUAGGAACUAAAGGUCAUGAAACGGGUCUCUUGACAAUUAAAGAGAAGUUUCCCCAAGCAUUUGAUGAUAUAUGCCUUUACUCUGAAGUAUCCUACUUGCUAGCUCACUGCACUUUUCGAUUGCCAUCUAGACGGUUUAUUCAAGAACUCUUUCAAGAUGUACAGUUUUUGCAGAUGCAUGAAGAAGCAGAAGCUAUUUUAGUCUCAGUGUCAAAUCAACAAACAGAUAGCCCAUCAACUGAAUCCUGACCUCUUGUUUUCCAUGAUGUAAUAAAUGUGAAGUUACUAGUAGCAUUCAAUAACACCUAACUGACUGGGCAACAGAGAAGUACCAUCUUCUGAAUUGUUCCAGGAAUUCUGGUACAUGAAAUUGGAUGCUCAGUUGUAGAAUUUUUCUUCGAUGGAAUCUGCUUCCAAAGCCAUCUGAGCCCUGAGGGGAAUUGUUAAAAAAAUGAAAGUAACAAGAUAUGCAAGAAGAAUGAAGCACCAGACACUUAUGCAGGUUUUCAUUUCACUUAUUUUUAAAUGCAAUGUCACAAAAAUAGAGGACAAAUUACACGGGACCUGGUUUACAUGGUUGACUUUUGACUUCCGUUUUGGACAGAGUUGAUGCCUUGCUUGUUUACCCUGGAUUUGAGAGACAUGGUAUCUUAAGCUGUAUCCCAUUGUCAUAAAUGGAGCGUGCUAUAACCAUGACAUCGGGGGAUUAAUUAGGGGAUUUCCUUGAUAUAUUUCUUAAUUUUUGUGAACACUACUUGGACAAUUUCUGCUCUCAGAGAAUCUUCAGUAGGUUUGGGAGUAACCUUAACUUAUUUUAUUGUUAUAAUAUUAGCAGUCUGUCCAGUUUUGUUGCAGUUUCAUGUAAUUAUGUUAAACUGAACCAAUUAAUGAAUUUCACUACAGUUUGAGUUUAGAAAAAAAAAACCACCAUUCCCCUGGAAUUAGAUUUACCUCCAUGUAAAUGCAUGCAUUGUAAUGGGGUGUUCUACAUUAAUGUUCAUCCAGUAAUUGAUUGAUUGUCUAAAUGUAGAUCUUCAAAAACAAUAAUUUAUGUCAGGUAAAUCAAGUAAAAUUAAUACUUAUUGCUGCUUUUUAUCAAGAAAAAUGCAAAAUAAUAAUUUCACAUUCCAUGGCUUUAAAUUUGCUCCUAAUCAUUUGCUUCAAUCAUACAGAUGAAAGAUUAAUGGCAAGAUAAUACCAAUAAUUGUAGUGAAAAGCCUUAAAUGUGCAGUGUUGAAGUGUUACAUCGCUAUAAUUCAGAGGUCUUUUCCAUAAAAUUAGCACAAAUUGUGUAAUAGUAAUGAUAUGUAUUUCCAAUCUCUCCAGUAUCAAAUUUAUGCAAGUAUGAGGUUGAAACAAAUUGAAUUUAUUUCCAAAUUGCAAAGUCUCAUUUACCUGGAAACUUGUACAUACAAAUGUAUAAUUGUUUUGUUUACAAAACCUGUAGGGUUAUUUGGUCAUUUCUUGUGUAUGGAAAUAAUUCAGGUAGACCGUACUGGGAAUAUGUCCAUCAAAGUUUAUCUCCCCUUAAAAGUAUGCAACGAUUGGCUUGUUGAGAUGAAAUUAGCUUUACAUAUAUUUUUAAUUGAGCCUAAUUAACGUGCAUAUACAUAUAUAUAUAUAUAUAAAUUUGUUCUUAGAGGCAUCUAUACAUUCGCAUUCGUUAUGAAAGCUAGCAAUGUCUAGGUUCAGUACAUUGUCAUAUCAAAAUAUGAUUUUGUUUUCCAGUUCUAGAAGAAAGCAAACGCCAUCAUUACAGUCAUACUGUUGGCUAAGAAAGAUGAAGCAAGAGUUUAUCUGUAAAUUGAAUCUUCAGGACUAGUAAUCAUAAGUAAAAUCUCAUAGUUGAAGAAACAGGAUUGAUAGUUCAUUACACAUAAAACUGAAAACAAUUUUUUUCCCCUGCCACCCUGAAACGGCCAGGUAGGACAUCUGGUGCUUUUAAGACAUUAGAUUGCUUUUUAAAAAAAUUCUCCUCACAAGAAUUAGGCACCAAUUCCCAAAUCCUUAGAAUAAACCUGAAAUUCUCUUCCUGCCAUUUUGGCUGGAACUAUAGUAACUGAUCCACAAAUUUAAGUACUACUGGAUGGGAUACUUUCCAGGAUGGCAUUUCUCUAGAGAAAUAGAAAACUUAACAAAGAUACUUGUCUGAACAAGAGAGUCGGUUCACUCUGAUCCAUAUCUAUAAUUCCCAAAAGAAAGUUACCUCUAAGAUACCUGACUUAAUUUGUAUUCUAGCUUCUAACUUAUCUCAAGAACAGGUUAUUCAACGGAUAAGAACCCACACAAACCAGAUGAAGACAUUCUACAUAAGAAUAUGGAACAUAGUUAUUAUGGAUGAAGCAUUUUCUUCCUCUUCCUAAGACCUUUUAAGGAUAUAUAUGUCUUCUACCUCCAAGCAGAAGUUUACAUUACCUCAUUAUACUGCUUUGAACAUUCUAGGUGGGAGAUACAUCAGAAUAAUAUUUGAGUCAGUCUAAUCCUCUCUAAGGAUUACUUUGGUACAUAGACAAUUAAGUAUGGAUAACCUAGAGAACUGUCAUAAGGAGUUUUACCAUUCACGGCCAGAGCUGAAGAAUCUUAAGGGGGAGUUCAUAAUGUUUUGCUGUUACAUUUCUAGACAUGAAAUUUGAGUGUCUAUUGAUAUUAUUUAUCUAUGUUAAUGACCAUUUAGAAACUCAACAACUGAGGAAAGGAGCAAUUGGAGAAAUUUCAAAUAUUUCAUUCUCAGGUUUGAAAUAUCUCUUUAAAUACAGUAUUUUAAACUGGUGAGGGAUUUUUUUUUUCCCCUGUUCUUUCAGGUUUUUAGUUUAGAGACUACAGGAGGGAAUGGGUGCUCUCUGCUUCCUAUGGGUGUGGUGGUUGUUUCUGAACCAUGGAAUAAAGUUUAUGUUUAGGAAUAGCAGCAGAUAUAAUCCAGAGAGAAGUGUGUGCCACUGAGACUGUAGUAGAUUUCAGCAUCUUCUCCUCUCGCAACAGUUUGGCAAAACUGCAUUACAAUAAUUUAUGGAACAUCUGGAGAGCCAUGAAGUUACAGUAGUUCCCUGAUUUCUAUGAGAACCUCCUGAGGAAAAAAUAGGAGGGGGGAGAAGUGGGUCAGGAAAAAAUAAAGGAAGGGCUUUAGCUUGUCAUGCAGGGUUCAUUAAUAAUUUUCCAUCAAUAUUCAGAGAUGCUUUGCUCAUAGAUAAAACUCCUGUGAUAAAACUCCUGUGCAGAACCAAAAUGGCAGCCACAGUGUAGACCAAAUGGUGGUGUAAAUUCCAAAGGAUUCAUACAAUACUUCCAGUAAAAAAAAAAAGCAAACAAUUGAUUGUACAUAGUAGUUAUGAAUGCUACCUCAGUAAUGAUAGAGUAUUAAGAUCUAUAGAUCGAUAACUCUAAGUGAAAUUAAUUCAUUUAUUCUGUGUUUUGCAUUUUUGAUUUCAAAGCAAAAGUAGAUGGAAAAAAUUUCUUUAAAACAAAAAUAGUUCAGCUUUCAACUAUAGUUGUUACUGAAAAAACAGUUUACUUACAGUGGAAAAUUAAAAAGUAAAUUCAGCUAAAUGUACUAAUAUAUCCACUUAGAUAAUAAUACAUAGGUAUACAUAACUUUUUGACAUUUAAAAAAAUAGUUUUGGUUUCUGUUCAGAAUACUGCCCAAGAUCAAUUGACCUUAGCUGUAUGGGCAACAGCAUCAUCAAAAAUUGUAAAAUAACAUUAAGGGAAUUUGAGUCUUUGCAUUAAAAUACAAAUCAAUGGUGGCUGUAGUAUCUGAACCAAUGUUGCAUCUAUAUGAUGUUAUACUUAUUUUGUUAAUCAAUUUGUUGUAACAGAAUAUACCUGGAAUCUGGGUAGAAAUUUACAUAUUAUCAAUUCGUUUUACUUUCUGUCACAUGACCAGUCAUUGACAUCUUACAGUAAUGAACCUGUUUAUACCCAUAAAGCUACAUACAGAUCAACAGCUUCUGCACUUGACAAGUAGAACGAAAAGUUUUAUGGAGGCCCAUUUGAUUGCCGUUGGGUGAUGGAUUGCUUUCAGCUUAGGUACUUCUCUGAAGCAAUUUCUCCUUGAUCACUAAACCCAAAAUUUGGAGUAAAUACAGUAGAACAUGGAAGAAGUCUACACUUGCAUUAUAGAUUAUAAGUCAGAAGUUUUAACUAAGAACUGGGAAGUGCUGUGCUUAAACCUGUAUGGCAUGGGUGUCAAACUCAAUUGUGUGACUUGACAUCAUGUGAUGUAUCACAAUGCUUUUUGCCUUUGCGGAGCUGGGACGUGGCCUGCACGUGACUCAUCCGGCCCACGGGCCACCAGUUUAACACCUCUGCUGUAUGGGAUUCACAACACUUCUUUGGAAUUAAUUUUCAAAUGAUGCACAACCCUGAUAUCCUUGUCAUUUUGAAAGGCUUGGAUGGCAUAAUCCAGAAACUAGAAAAUAAAAAUCCUAUCUAAAUGCUCCUUCUCAUUACUGGAACGAUGAAAUAAUUUGCAAAGAUGUUUAAUGCUUGUGACUGCUUUGGAAUGGACCCUCAUAUCAAGUUGCUAUGUUUUGGAAACCUCACUCUAUCCACUUCCCUCAGCCACAAACACUGGCAAUUAUUUGUACAUGGGAUAUUUAAAGAGACCUUCUUGGAGUAUUUAUGUAUGGUGGGAGAAGGAGAAUGAAAGAGAUAACAAGUUAUGAAUGAUAAAGCGUAAUUGUUAUUUUCUAUCUUCCUUCUGAUGCAUUCCUGAGGGGAAAGGAUAAACAGUGUGAAUAAUCAAACUUGCAAUUGAUUCUUCACAUUCAGCAUCUCCAUCUCCAGUGAUACAGGUCCCAAAGUACCUUGAUUUUAACAUAAGCUUACGAAACAACUUUUCCUUAUUUUGUAUUUUACAAGGAACAUAGAAUUGAAUCUUGUCUUUGCUCAUGUCAAAGCACCCAAUUUCUACUAACUCCCUUCUCCCACUGCAAUCUUUCAUAUAAUUCCCAAGAGUCCUUCAGAUCACAGAUUGUGGAGGAGUGUCAAAAGCUCCAUUUUUCAUUUUCCACUCACAGAAUGAUCCUAGGCCCCAUUUUAUAACCACAGCAAAGUCAAAAACCUAAAGACGUCACAUUAGUAAAAGAGAGGUUUAGAUAUUCAUCUGUGGGGACAUAAAAUGCAUACGUUGGCCUCCAAUGUUUGCCAAGUAAAAGCUAUCUGCAAGCGCACACGGGAUCAUUUGAUCUGUACCCAUACAUUUUGGGACCAAUAGUAUUUAAGUUGUUACCUGAAUAGGACCAUUAGGAACUUACCUUACUAAACAGGUUCUAGUAACUAUUGUGAAUCAACAAAAAAUGCUCUUCAGAUAUGACAUAAUUAGAAUUGGCCACACAGCUCAGUAGGCUUCCUGAACUCAAUCAUCCUCAAAAAUAGUAGAUAGCAUUCCUCAUCCCCUACCCUCACGUGCAAUAGUUGAAAGCAAUGGGCCACAGUUGGUAUCAUGGAAAGAUUAUACAUGGUAUAAAAGUGAUACCGGAUAACAAAACAAAGCCUUUGCAAAGUUAAUAACCAGUUUAUAACAUGAACAUUAAUUUCAGAUAGACGAGGCAUUAUCCAACCCAUGAUAGCAUUUCUAAGGUUAGGAAUGCUUAAAUUGAAUCUUGCCUUGAAUAUGUUAAUCCUUUCUAUAUAAUCACGGGAAAAUAAAAUGUCCCUUGAAUAAUCUCUUUUGCAAUAAUCAUAAUUAUCCUUUGAUUUUGAGUGUGUGUGUGUGUGUGUGUGUGUGUGUGUACUUUGCCAUUUCGAAUGGGGUAAUGUGACACUGUAAAUGGACAAGGUUCCCCCCCUUAAUAUACCUUGGAAGCUACACAGCUUGGAGGUAUAAUAAUCAUCUGUUUCUAAUACAUAUCCCUGUUGGAAGUUAUCUAGCAAUGAUAGCCUUAUUUUGAUUUUUUUUAGAACUUUAGUGAGGAUUACUGUAUAUUCUUAAAACUCCAGAUUUGCUACACGUUUCUGUUAACUUUUUACUUCCAGUAAAAAGUAAAGAAUGUGGUUUUCCUUAGGACUAUUUUUGUAAAAUAGCUGGAUAGCAAUGCUACAGCAUGCAGAAAGUGCACUUUUUUUGCCUGACUUGCUUGUAAAAUAGACACUAUUUAAUUUGGGGGGAAAUAUAAUUUAUGCCAAAAAGAAAAGGGUAUCUUGCUGCCAUUUUGCGACUGCGUAGGUUAGAGUAGCACAGAAUGCAAGGACGGGGAGGGGGACGGGUGGGGACACAAUUUGUAAAUAUAAUUAUUGUGAAAAAGGGGGAAAUACUCUUCAGAUAAUAGAUGCCAAUAACCCAAAUGAUGCCUGGGUUAGAAAUUAUGUAAAUUAGUCAUUCGGAGUGGGUGGGGGAGAGAUUAUGAAAAGACUCAUUUUCCCUAGCCCGUAUGGUCAAUUUUCCAUAUAAGUUAACAAGCUGCUACAUAUUUGGAGGUUCUAUUGUUUGUAGGUCAUUGAAUGAACUUUGAAAUCUGAUUUAUAUUAUAUACCUGUAACAUAGAAAGAAAAAAAAGUAUUUAUAUAUUUUCUGUAUGACAAUUUCAUGAGCUGUGUAUAAUUUUAAAAAGGCUUUGUCCCAAAAAGGUUUGGCUCGCCUUGAUUCUUUUUUGUUGUUUUCAUUGGUUUGGAAAUUUGUUUUGUUUUGUAUAGUGUGUACAGUUCAUGUCUAUGGAUAUUACAGGCCUCCUAAAGCAUUAUCUUCCUAUCAAAGGGAUACAUUGUUAAUAAAAUGAACUUUAAACACCUUACAAA